UCUGGAGCCGAAGUGUAUGUAGUGUCCCCCUCUCCACACUUGAUAAAUAGGGAAAAGGCCCAGUUUGCUCCAGCUGAAGAGUUGAAGUAGCCAAAUCUCUCCAUACUCAUUGUGUGAGGAAAAGAACAGUCUAAAUGUUUAAUUCUGAAAGGUCCAGCAUUGUCUGAAGUGAAUGAAGCAGUGGGAACUGGACCAGAGAAUGGCAAACACUUAUGUCACUACAUUUGAUGGGUACUGUCUUGCUGAACCCAUGCAGUACUAUGAUAUUUUGCCAGAACAAACUGAUUAUCAGCUGCACAACUCUGAUUUUCAAGACUCACCUUAUUGCCAAUAUUCUACUGCUCAGUUUCCUCUGGCUUUACAGUCCCAAUCUUUACAAAACCAUUUCAACACCUAUAGCUUGGAUCCACAAUACAGUGGUGAUGGACAGUGUGGACUUGAUUCUUUUGAAUUAAAUAAAACCACAUAUGUGAUUGCUCGCAAUGUCGAAGAUGGAUACCCUGGAAUAAAAAGGUCCAGGACAACUUGUUCUUUGCGAAUGAAGGGACAGGAAGAACUCUGUGUAGUUUGUGGUGAUAAAGCCUCGGGAUAUCAUUAUAAUGCACUUACUUGUGAAGGUUGCAAAGGUUUUUUUCGACGCAGCAUCACCAAAAAUGCAGUAUAUAGUUGCAAGAAUGGUGGUCAUUGUGAAAUGGACAUGUAUAUGCGUAGAAAAUGUCAAGAAUGCAGACUGAAAAAGUGUAAGGCAGUAGGAAUGUUGGCAGAAUGUUUACUCACAGAAAUCCAAUGUAAAUCAAAGAGGCUUCGAAAGAACUUUAAGCAGAAUAAUAGUUUUUACUAUAACAUUAAAGUGGAAGAGGAAGGAGCAGACAACAAACUUGUAUCAUCCACCACUAGAUCUGGAAAAAUGACUCAGGAGAGUAUGGAACUAACUCAAGAGGAACAUCAGCUUAUUAAAAACAUUGUGAUUGCACAUAAAAAAUAUAUUAUUCCUUUGGAGGAAACAAAGAAAUUUCUGCAGGAAUAUGCCAAUCCUGAAUUGAGUUUUUUACAACUCUCAGAGAUAGCCAUUCUACAUGUACAGGGGCUGAUGGAUUUUACCAAGGGACUUCCAGGAUUCGAAAAUUUGACCAGCGAGGAUCAGACUGCAUUACAGAAGGGAUCAAAAAUUGAAGAGAUCUUCCUUCAUAUGGCCCAACUUUACAAUCAGACAGUAUCAACCUCUGAAAGUACUAUGAGACUAUCAAAUCAUUCAGCUCAUACAUUGAAUGGUCACAAUCAGAGUGGUGAUAGAAGUGUUAUUUAUUCUAUGGACAAAUUUUGCAAUGAAGACUGUCCUGCUACUCUAACUGGUAUUACUGAAGAAUUUAUUACCUCAUUGUUUUACUUCUACAGAAGAAUGAGUGGACUUUACAUAACUAAUACUGAAUAUGCUUUACUUGCAGCAAUGGCUGUGCUUUUUUCAGAUCGUCCAUGUCUUGAAAAUAAGCAACAUGUGGAGAAUUUACAAGAACCAGUUUUACAAAUUUUGUAUAAAUAUUCAAAAAUUUACCAUGCAGAAAACCCACAGCAUUUUGCUCAUCUCAUAGGGAGGCUAACUGAACUGAGAACUCUGAAUCACAACUACUCAGAAAUACUUAGCACUUGGAAAACAAAAGACCCCAAAUUGACUAAUUUAUUUUCUGAGAAAUGGAAUAUGUAGUCAAGUCACACUGUUGAAAUUUUAGAAUGUUCUGGUUUGUCUUAAAUUUUCUAUAUCUAAAUUGGAUGAUUGUUUGAAAAACAUUAACAUGACUGCUAUGUUACCAACAUAUCAUCAUAAAAUGGAUAUCACCAAUGCUCAUCAAGUUUUGUGGAAUCCUAUCACUAAAUGGACACCUAAAAUUCAAGAUUGGACUCAAAACAAGGAACUAUUAUUGCUUCUGCAUGGUUUCUCCAAAAGGAAAUGUAAGAGUUAUCAUCUGAAGAAACUAUUUUUUUCAUUUAGUUGAAAAUAUGUAAUUUAUAGACAUAAAAAAGGCUAUCUAGUGAAAACAAUUGUAAUUAUAAGGAGGCAAUUGGUGACCUUCAUUAAGUAAGGCCAGAUUGAUGGAAUAAGACAUUUUAAGGUCUUUAAAAGAGGUUUUUAAUAAGCCAAAUUGGAAAAUUUGUGAUGAAAGAUACUGAAAAAAAAAUCAAGAGAACAGAUCUUUAAAAUAUUUUAAUAAAAUUGGGAAAUUUAUCAUGAUUUA
Sciurus carolinensis (gray squirrel) is the source of this 2231-nucleotide messenger RNA. RefSeq names its product bile acid receptor-like. The transcript has 11 exons. Gene Ontology annotation, molecular function: nuclear receptor activity; RNA polymerase II cis-regulatory region sequence-specific DNA binding; zinc ion binding. Gene Ontology annotation, biological process: bile acid signaling pathway; negative regulation of transcription by RNA polymerase II; positive regulation of transcription by RNA polymerase II. The record is from RefSeq and is a predicted model, not a curated record. Bases 173 to 1702 code for a protein of 509 amino acids. Lineage: Eukaryota; Metazoa; Chordata; Mammalia; Rodentia; Sciuridae.